AUGGCUCCAAAAUUGCCGCCAGCAGAACAGCGGGAAACGGUGUUCGUGAAAACGAAUAUUUAUCCACUGGAAGUUGAAAAUCGAAUUGUGUAUCGCUACGAUGUGCGCAUAUAUGUAAGCCGUGCUGGUACAUCGAAGGAAAGGCCGGUCGAUUUAUGCAAGGGCGAAAGAGAUGAGUAUGUUUUAUGGCGAUUUUCACUCUUUUCUGCUGCAACACGGAAUAAAGCAACCAGACACGAAAUAAAUCCUCUGGCUUAG
Molecule: messenger RNA, 258 nt
Organism: Gongylonema pulchrum
Lineage: Eukaryota; Metazoa; Nematoda; Chromadorea; Rhabditida; Gongylonematidae
Source: the annotation of a GenBank genome assembly